CGUGCCGGCGGAGCUUUUACGCUCCGGAUGGUGACGGCGGUCCGAUCAGUGCAGGAGCUGCAGCGGGUUACAAACAACAACAACAACAACAACAAGAGAAAAAAAAACCAAACUGUGAAAUAGGUCUGUGUGUCAGCGCAGCUCCGUCCGUGUAUUUCCGGGUGGUACGAGCUGCUCCGGUACGUCCCAGCGAGCAUCAGCUGCUCCAGCCUCCCUCCUCCGCUCAGCCACAACCAGCGCCGGAGGCCGGGACACGAACACGCUCCACCGACACACGAGACACAUCCCCGGUUGAUGUCUUUGUAGCUGAAAGCCAAAGCAGGGGAGGGCAGCGGGCAGGAGCUAUGGCGGCGUCGCUUCUCUCCGAGACCGACAUCAGGCACCGGUCCAUGGCGGAGGAGGAUCCGAACGGGAAUGAGCACGGAGCGGCUGCACGCAGCGCGGCGCCUCGCUGGGGACCGCAGCACGCCGGGGCCCGGCAGCUAGCGCGGCUCUACUCGCCAGGUAAACGGCUGCAGGAGUGGGUGUGUGUGAUUCUGUGCCUCUUCCUCUUCAUCAUCAACUUCUCCUUCCUCCUCCUGCACUUCUCCACCGUCCACAUCUACAGGAUCGUCCUCGGCAUCGUCCUAGGAAUAGUGACGGCAGACUUUGCGUCGGGGAUGGUCCACUGGGGGGCCGACACCUGGGGGUCUGUGGACAUCCCUGUUAUUGGCAAGGCAUUUAUCCGACCGUUCAGGGAGCACCACAUCGAUCCCACCGCCAUCACUCGCCACGACUUCAUCGAAACCAACGGCGACAACUGUAUGAUCCCCAUCCUACCACUGGCUCACAUGGCCAACAAGUUCCUCACAUACACACCAGAGGCCUUGGCGGCGUCCUACCCCUGGGACUGCUACGUCUUUGCCCUGGCAGUUUUCGUGACGCUGACCAAUCAGAUUCACAAGUGGAGCCACUCCUACUUCGGCCUCCCGCGCUGGGUCACGCUGCUCCAGGACUGGCAUCUGGUGUUGCCACGGAAACACCACCGCAUCCACCAUGUCUCGCCGCACGAGACGUACUACUGCAUUACUACAGGUUGGUGCAACUAUCCACUGGACCAGCUGGGCUUUUGGAGGCGGAUGGAGCAAUUGAUCGAACACCUGACGGGGCAGAAACCACGAUCAGACGACCUGGCAUGGGCGAAGAAGACUGACUGAUGAACAAACACAAGAAUACAAAUACACAGAGGGAUGAAGGGAGGAAUGGGCAUGCAGACACAAAUACAUAGAGCUAGAAAACAGAUGCGGAGAAACAGACACACACAUAGAUUUUACUCAUGUCUCUGUGCUUCUUGCUUUUUUUGCUAAAGAGCAAACAUUCAAAGAAAACCGUGUUUGCAAAAAAAAGAAAAAAAAUCAAAUGAUGGUUCGAGUAAUUCCUGUCCGCGCUGGAGUCGGUGUUUUUAAACGAGCUUUGGAACGUAGUAAAAUUAAAACACUGCUAGAUGAGAAACACUCUGCUGUAACACCCAGUCAGCUUGUGUGUUCGCAGGCCUGUUUUAACCAAUGAGGUGUGCUGGUGUUGUGGUGUAGGAGGUUUCUGGAGGUUGGGCUCUCCAGGAGUGACACCACGCUGCCUGUCGCUGGCAGCUUCUUACACCACACACACACACACACACACACAUACACACACGCACACAAAUCUGGAAGUCAAAUCUUCACUCAAUGUCUCUUUUGAAUCCUUUUCGUCUGAUUUUUUUUUUUUUAAGUGUUGUGUUUUCGUUUUUCUUACAUGAAAGCUCCUUCUGGAAGCAUCACCGCCCUCUUUUAAAUUCUCACGGCUACAUUUGCACACAAGAAGGUGAAAAUCUGAUGAUUGUGUGCUUCGGAUCGAAUAUUUUGAAAUCGACUCCCGUCUUUUGUGCCUGCGUCCGAGCUUACGUGAUCUCACAGGCGGGUGGAGGACAUGCGUGUAAAAACAGAUUUUAAAAAAAACACAUGCAUCCACAGCAGCUUGCAUUAAUAUAUCCACAUGUGAGCAAUCAAGUUGCAGGUACAUACUUUGAACCCUUUUAAUGUGCAUAGAUACACAAGUUUAAAUCACCCAGUAACGGUUAGUUGUUAACGGCACUUUACCUUCAUUCUUGUGUGUUUGAACCAACUGUUGAUCUUCUCCCUGUGCAGACAUUUCUCAUUGAUUUUCCUUUAAAGUGAAAGAAGCUUUGGAGCAGUCCGGUUAUCGUAGCUUUAGGAAGUCCACUUCUGCAUGUACAAACGCAAACACGUCUAAAUGAAGGUACUCUAAAAAGUUGUUAAAUCUUAAGUCUGCAUAUGGAAUUAAACUGAAUUCAGGUGAGUUUAGCAUCUUUAGUGAUAAGUUAGUUUUAGAGGAAAAGCAUUUAACGUUCUCGCACUUUAAUGCAACUUACGACGGGGGCUGCCAGACUUUUUCCCUCGUCUGUCUUUAUAUACAGUUUUUACGACGGCGUCUACUGAGCAUCGAAGUGAACGGAGCUGUCAGAUUUCCGGUUUUCUUGACAGACAGUAAAAGUUCUGUAGCUGGAGGUUAAGCAAGUCGAAGUAGGUGAGUAGGUAAGUGACAAAUAAUAGACUUAAAUGUGUACUUUGGGAAAUUUUUAUUUGCUUUCUUGCAAGGAGCUACGUGAGAAGAUUGAUGUCUGCAAGAUAAAAUGCAAGUUCCUGUAUAGCAUAUUUUGAAAAUAGUGCACAGCUGCUAGUUUAGCUCUUUAGAUGUAACAGAACCCAACUCUGAACCUCACUAACUAAAUAUAACCUGAACUUCUGAACCAGUUGUCUCCCAUGUUUACAGUGUUUGUGCUGAGCUUCAUAUUUAGCAUUUAGUUCAUGUUUCUCACUUCACUCUCUCAAGAAAGCAAAUAUUUCCCCAUGAAGUGGUCGAGUGCGUCAUCAAACAAUUUAAGAGCUGAGGUGAAAUGAAAAGAAGUUUGGAUGAUGUGUUCAUGUUUGGAUGUAUUUCCUGGAUUCUCUUUGGUCAUUUUUAAGUGGCACAUACAGAAGGGAAGUCUCUUUUUUUUUUGGCAGUGCUGGUUGGUUUUAUUGUACCAAAAACAUGCCUGCAGACAUGUUGGGCUUCUUGGAGGAAGCUUGCGGCAGCCUCCAACACCAUAAAACUCGACGAGGGUUCUACACGUGUACAACGCUGGACAGCUCAGGGCUGGUUAUUGCCUCCAACUUCUGCUUCUUCUCACGUUCUGUAUCAUGAUUUUUUAUUCGGUUCAAAACAGCUACAUAAAGCCCCUUCCUCAAAAUUCGCUCAUUCACUCACUCGGCUGAUUUAGGAAAACUUUGUUUCCACAGAUUUUGCAGUCACUUCUCAGCAAUCAGACUUAUUUCAAUCUUGUUUUGAUUCAUCAUCGCCGCGUCACGUCCCAAAAAUCCUCUCCUCGACUGCAACUGUAAAUAUUCAACUUCAGCAUUUCUGAACGAGAAAUGUGUCACAGCCUCCCUGAACUUCAACCACAGCGACUCAUUAAAGAGAUGCAUGGCGUCAUUUUUGACAUCGGUUUGCGUCGGCUGAUGUGAGCCGAGUAGGGAAAAAAGACAAACUGUGACACGUGCACUUUAGUUUGCUGUUACUAACUCUCUGCUAGAGAGGCUGGCUGCUUGACUCAUAGUUUUUAUUCUAGGCCCUUCAGUCCCAGAAGGUCAAUAAUAACAGCACUUUAUUGUUUUACCAAGUAACUGUCUGAAAAUUACGUCCUGCGAGCGCCCGUUCACUCGUCUCAUCACACACGUACAGGUUCGAUCAGGCUUCACCUGCAUGCACACAGACACACACACUGAAUAAAUCUCCUAAAUGCAGUCAUGUACACACACACACACACACACACACGCUCUUUGUCACAUUGUGUUUUGUUGUUUUCUCUGGCUUUAUAAUUUUCUAUUUUUUUAUUAAUGGAUCAAGCCUUGUAUAGUCAAAUUCUGACGUUCCAUUUUGCAGCUCAACGCUUGCUGCUCGUCUGCCUUAAUGUUUUUAUCUGCUCUUUGAUUUAAAUAAAGAUUUAUUAACUCCAA
This is a messenger RNA of Stegastes partitus (bicolor damselfish), 4034 nucleotides long. It is a transcript of the gene peds1a, whose product is annotated as transmembrane protein 189. The coding region runs from base 345 to 1196 and encodes 283 amino acids. The record is from RefSeq and is a predicted model, not a curated record. NCBI's taxonomy places the organism in Eukaryota, Metazoa, Chordata, Actinopteri, Pomacentridae. The transcript is spliced from 6 exons. Gene Ontology annotation, molecular function: oxidoreductase activity.